Molecule: messenger RNA, 1298 nt
Organism: Papaver somniferum (opium poppy)
Lineage: Eukaryota; Viridiplantae; Streptophyta; Magnoliopsida; Ranunculales; Papaveraceae
Product: transcription initiation factor TFIID subunit 11-like
Exons: 4
Coding region: 134-928 (264 amino acids)
Biological process (GO): transcription initiation at RNA polymerase II promoter; RNA polymerase II preinitiation complex assembly
Cellular component (GO): nucleus; transcription factor TFIID complex
Molecular function (GO): transcription coactivator activity; protein heterodimerization activity
Source: RefSeq, a predicted model, not a curated record
UUCGAUGCCGUUUUGUGUCGCUUAGCCGGAACCUUAAAAAAACGUGAAAAACUCUUUUAGAACAGAAGAAGCUAGAAAAUCUUGGAAUUGGGCGGUUUUGUUUGAAACUGUAAAUUAGGGUUUAUAAUUGAAGAUGAAACAAUCAUCCAAAGACCCAUUUGAGGUUGCUUUUGAAGAAGAUGAAGACGAAAACAAUGAAGAAGAAGAAGAAAUUAACAAUAAUACUAAUAGUGAACCUGUAAAACUAGAACUAGACGAAGACUAUGACGAAGAAGAAGAAGAAGGCAAUGAAGAAGAUGAAGAUAAAGAGAAAUCAAAAGAAUCUCCAAUUAGAGACAAUGAAUUUGAUGAGGAAACCCCAACAACAACAACAAAUCGGCGACCUGGGAAAGAAGUAGUAAUUGCUGAUGGUGAUGGUGGUGAUGAAUUGAGAAGAACUGGUAAUGUUAAUGUAGUAGCAUCAUCAACCGGAAAUCAGAGUAAUAAGAAGAGGAAAAUUGUAAAGACUAGUAAUAAAGAAGAUGAAGAUGAAGAAGAGGAUGAGAAUAUGGAUGUGGAUCUUGUCAAGUUCACACCUACUGGUGUUCCUGCUAAGAUGGCCAAAAUGCAGGAAAUUUUGUCGCAGUUGACAGAUGAACAGAUGAGUAGAUAUGAGUCCUUCAGAAGGUCAGGGUUUCAGAAAGCUAACAUGAAAAAGCUCUUAGCAAGCAUCAUCGGAACUCCAAAGAUAUCAGUACCAAUGACAAUUGUUGUAUCGGGGAUAGCUAAGAUGUUUGUUGGAGAGCUAGUUGAAACAGGUAGGAUGGUUAUGACAGAAAGAGGUGAGACUGGACCCAUCAGGCCUUGCCACAUCAGGGAAGCCUAUAGAAGGCUAAAGUUGGAGGGAAAGGUACCAAAAAAAUCGGUCCCCCGGCUGCUGUUCCGGUAGGUAUAGUGUCAGAGUUGAUAUACAGAAAAGAAGCCGGACAGAAACACCAAUUACGAGGAGUGCAGUUGUCAUCCUUUGUUCUUUUUGUUUGACUUCUUCAUUUCUCAGUAUAUUGUUGGCUAAAGAGCUCUUUAUAUGAAGGGGACUAAACUGGUUUUUUAAACUCAAAGCGUGAAUCCUAGAUAUCAUUUCUGAAGUAAUGAAGUAAAUGAGGACGCAAUCAUAAAUGAAGUAAAGAGAAUGGUGAUUACUUAGUUUUUUUUAGCGGUGUGUUUUUGUUUUGUAACUUCAUUUUCCAUUUUAGUUUUCUUCAAUAAAGAAGAUAAAUAAUAAUAAAAAAAAUAAUACAACAACCACAGUUCGAGGUUAA